AUGCUGAAGCGUGUGGUUCAUUCGUUAGGCCUGGUGGAGCAUAGAGAGAAAGGUUCCAGAAGGAAGAACCACCAGAGAAGACCGUCGCCAGAAUUGUACUCACAGUCAAAGGAAUUUGUUGUGAAGAUAACUCAUGCAGGUGGACAUCAGGAGCUGUAUAGACAUGCAGUUCCUGCGUCUAAGUUGAUGACAAAGUAUCCAGGGAUGUGUGUUGCACGGCCAGAAGUGUUCAAAGUGCCUCAUCAAUCGGUGUUAUGGCGAGAAGAGAUUCUGGUGCCUGGUCACAAGUAUAUCCUGAUCUCGUUUAGAGAUGUGGAGAAGCUGAAACGAAAAAUUAUAGAAGAAGAGAAGAGCAAAGAAGGUAAUAAUAAUGGGGUGGUGCUGGAAACGAAGACCAGGUCUCCCAAGGACAGAGUGCAAGUGCCAAAUGGUGUAGCAGGCCAUGAGACACUGGAUACAUGGAUCAACAGUGGAAACAGUCCCAAAGAGACUGGGAAAAUGAAAGAGCCAAAUGGAGUUGCAGGGCAAGGGGUGUUGGAAAGAAGAACAAAUCUGUCUCCCAAAGGUCAAGGGAGCAACAGUGCUGUGAAAGAGACGGUGGACACAAAUAUGGAUGGUUCUAUAAAUGAAGGAGGUGCAGAGGACUCUUUUUACUCUGCAAAGGACUUCUACGUCCGUAAGGAGAAGUCCACAACCCCAAGACCUUCAAGACGAAAAGGAAUAAAAGGGAAGAAGCCUUUUGUGGCACCUCUUCCAAAGCUACGACCAUAUCGGAGCUUGGGAUGGCAACCUAGCCUCCCAACUGUGAAGGAACUCUCGCCAUGA
Messenger RNA from Sphenostylis stenocarpa, 825 nucleotides. The record is from the annotation of a GenBank genome assembly. NCBI's taxonomy places the organism in Eukaryota, Viridiplantae, Streptophyta, Magnoliopsida, Fabales, Fabaceae.